UGGUUGGGCAUAAUAAAUGUUCAUCAGUAUUUUUUUAUUAAUCGUGUUGAAAACAUUGUUGAUCGAAUUGAUUACAAAAUAAUGAAAUCGAUAUUUUUUGUAUUUAUUUAUUUUUGUGGACUAUCAUUUAGUUCCGGUCACUUACUAAAAAAUUUAUUAGGUGGUUUUGGAAUUAAAAAAGAGAUAUCAAUUGGAUUUGGUGGUGGUGGUAUCGGUGGUCAUAAUACUGGUAGCGGUGGUUGUGGAAAUCCAGGAUGUGGUAAUAACGGUGGUGGAUCAUUUAACGGAGCCGGUAAUGGAGGGGGAUAUGGUGGUGGUUUCGGAGGAGGAUAUGGAGGUGGAUUUGGUGGAGGUUAUGGGGGUGGAUAUGGGGGAGGAUAUGGUGGUGGCGGUGGGGGUGGUGGUGGAGGAGGAGGAGGAUACGGAGGAGGAACAGCUGGAGGAUCAUCAGGAUAUGUAGGAUCUGGAGGUCAUCCAGGAUCUGGUCAACAAGGAUCUCUUGGUGGAAAUAUUGUAAAAGUAAUAAAAGUUGCUUUACCGGAAAUAAGUGUGAGUGGCGGUGGAAGCCAUUAUCCAAGUGGUGGUAGUGGUCAUUAUCCAAGUGGUGGUAAUAGUCAACAUUAUCCAAGCAGUGGUGGAAAUGGAUGUGGAUAUGGUGGUGGUUGUAGCUCAGGUAAUGGUAACGUUUAUAUACAUAAACCUGUUGGUGGAAAUAGUGGUAGUGGUUGUGGUCCAUCUGGAUGUGGCAGUAAUAUUUAUUAUGAAAAACAGAAACCAUCAUAUGGUGGCUCUAAUGAUUGCGGUUCUUCUGGAUGUGGUAGUUUUAAAAAAGUUAAAAUACCAAACGAAUCAUUUCAUGCUCCAUCUCAUGGAAGCCCUUGUGGGACUGGUAAUUGUGGUGGUGGUGAUAAUUAUGGUUAUGGAAAUGCUGGCUCAAAUGCAUACAGUUCAGCAAAUACAUGGUCAUCCAAUGGUAAUGAUAAUAAUCUUGGCGGUGGUUAUCCAUCAUCAUCAUGUAAUGAUUGUCAAAAUAAAUGGCCUUCCUCAUCACAUGGAGCUUAUUCUAGUGCAUCAGCACAAGCAUCUGCAUCUAGUUACGCUCAUGGAUAAAAUAGAAAAAUUAACUGUUGAUUUUUAAAAUAGAGUCUUGUGAAUUUUGUAUUAAUUUUUGUAUUUAGUUUUUUUUUUUAUAACUUUUUUAACUUUUCCAUUACUUAUUAAAAUUAUAUGGAACGAAUGCCUAACAUAAAGUAGCUGUGAAAUUAUUUAAUAAAUUUUUUUAUUCAUAUAAAUA
Messenger RNA from Condylostylus longicornis, 1294 nucleotides. RefSeq names its product keratin, type I cytoskeletal 9-like. NCBI's taxonomy places the organism in Eukaryota, Metazoa, Arthropoda, Insecta, Diptera, Dolichopodidae. The coding region runs from base 82 to 1110 and encodes 342 amino acids. The transcript is spliced from 3 exons. The record is from RefSeq and is a predicted model, not a curated record.